AAUAUUGGAAACAGAAGAGAACACAUCAAAACAACGACCAAUCCCCAGCCAGGCUUCCUGGAGCGACUUAGUGAGACCUCAGGUGGAAUGUUUGUGGGGCUCAUGACUUUCCUGCUCUCCUUCUACAUAAUUUUCACCAAUGAGGGCCGCACAUUGAAGACGGUGAACUCUCUGGCUGAAGGACUUUCUCUUGUAGUCUCCCCAGACAGUAUCCACACUGUGGCUCCAGAGAACGAGGGAAGGCUGGUGCAUAUCAUUGGGGCCUUGCGGACAUCCAAGCUCUUGUCUGAUCCAAACUACGGGGUGAACAUUCCAGCUGUGAAACUGCAGCGGCAUGUGGAGAUGUACCAAUGGGUUGAAGCAGAAGAGUCCAGAGAGUACACCGAGGAUGGGCAGGUGAAGACAGAGACGAGGUACUCCUAUAGUACUGAAUGGCGAUCAGAAAUUGUCAACAGCAAAAACUUUGACCGAGAGAUUGGUCACAAAAACCCCAGUGCAAUGGCAGUGGAGUCAUUCAUGGCCACAGCUCCGUUUGUCCAGAUUGGCAGGUUUUUCCUCUCUGCAGGUCUCAUUGACAAAGUCGAUAACUUCAAGCCGCUGAGCCUCUCCAAGCUGGAGGACCCUCAUGUGGACAUUAUUCGCCGGGGAGACUUUUUCUACCACAGCGAGAACCCUAAGUAUCCAGAGGUGGGAGACCUACGAGUCUCUUUUUCUUACGCGGGACUGAGUGGGGAUGACCCUGACCUGGGCCCUGCUAAUGUGGUCACUGUGGUGGCCCGGCAACGUGGUGACCAGCUAGUCCCAUACUCCACCAAGUCUGGGGACACCUUGCUUCUUCUGCACCAUGGGGACUUCUCAGCCGAGGAAGUAUUUCACAAAGAACUAAAGAGUAACUCCAUGAAGACAUGGGGACUGCGGGCCACUGGCUGGAUGGCCAUGUUUAUGGGCCUCAACCUCAUGACCAGGAUCUUGUAUACCCUGGUGGACUGGUUUCCUGUCUUCCGAGACCUGGUAAACAUUGGCCUGAAAACCUUUGCUUUCUGUGUGGCCACCUCACUGACCUUGCUGACUGUGGCUGCUGGCUGGCUCUUCUACCGGCCCCUGUGGGCCCUCUUCAUUGGAUGUCUAGCAUCAGUACCCAUCAUCAUUGCUCGGACACGGGUGACAACCAAAAAGCUGGAGUGAAACAGGCCCUGGCAUAUGCCAGAC
Molecule: messenger RNA, 1209 nt
Organism: Chrysochloris asiatica (Cape golden mole)
Lineage: Eukaryota; Metazoa; Chordata; Mammalia; Afrosoricida; Chrysochloridae
Gene: TMEM43
Product: transmembrane protein 43
Exons: 11
Coding region: 88-1185 (365 amino acids)
Biological process (GO): nuclear membrane organization
Cellular component (GO): nuclear inner membrane
Source: RefSeq, a predicted model, not a curated record